This is a messenger RNA of Molossus molossus (Pallas's mastiff bat), 1961 nucleotides long. It is a transcript of the gene RBM38, whose product is annotated as RNA binding motif protein 38. Gene Ontology annotation, cellular component: cytosol. Bases 1 to 720 code for a protein of 239 amino acids. NCBI's taxonomy places the organism in Eukaryota, Metazoa, Chordata, Mammalia, Chiroptera, Molossidae. Gene Ontology annotation, molecular function: RNA binding. The record is from RefSeq and is a predicted model, not a curated record. The transcript is spliced from 4 exons.
AUGCUGCUGCAGCCCGCGCCGUGCGCCCCGAGCGCGGGCUUCCCGCGGCCCCCGGCCGCCCCCGGCGCCAUGCACGGCUCGCAGAAGGACACCACGUUCACCAAGAUCUUCGUGGGCGGCCUGCCCUACCACACCACCGACGCCUCGCUCAGGAAGUACUUCGAGGGCUUCGGAGACAUCGAGGAGGCCGUGGUCAUCACCGACCGCCAGACGGGCAAGUCUCGCGGCUACGGCUUCGUGACUAUGGCCGACCGGGCGGCAGCUGAGAGGGCUUGCAAAGACCCCAACCCCAACAUCGACGGCCGCAAAGCCAACGUGAACCUGGCCUAUCUGGGCGCCAAGCCGAGGAGCCUCCAUUCUGGCUUUGCCAUCGGCGUACAGCAGCUGCACCCCACCUUCAUCCAGCGAACGUACGGGCUGACCCCCCACUACAUCUACCCGCAAGCCAUCGUCCAGCCCAGCGUGGUCAUCCCGGCUGCCCCUGUCCCGUCACUGUCCUCACCCUUCAUUGAGUACACGCCGGCCAGCCCGGCCUACACCCAGUACCCGCCGGCCACCUACGACCAGUACCCGUAUGCCGCCUCGCCCGCCUCGGUCACCAGCUUCGUGGGCUACGGCUACCCAGCGGCAGUGCCCCCGGGCCUCUCGGCCGCAGCCCCCGCGGGCACCACCUUUGUGCAGUACCAGGCUCCGCAGCUGCAGCCCGACAGGAUGCAAUGAGGCCGCUGCCCGGGGCUCGACCCGUCACCCACACACCCACCAGGCAAGUGGCCGGCCGAGCUCGGGGUGCACACUGGCAUCCGUGCCUUGGGGGACCCCACAGAACCCCUGCCUGCACCCCGGAUGGCCCGGAGACCACUUCCCUUUAAACCCAGGACCCCCCAUAUCUCAAGGGAGGACUUUGAGAAAAGAAGGAUGAUGCUCUAGACGAAUAACCGGACCUCCCAGCACACCGCCUGCCUUCUCCCUCCACCCGCCCUGCCCCAGCUCCGGCCAGGCCCCCCGCAGAGCCAGCGGCCCUUUGGCUCUAGAAACUCCUGCUCAGAGAUGCCUUACCCAGGGAAACCCACGGAGCGACCAGAUGGACUGCCCGCGGCGCCGUCCGCACAAGCUGUGAACGCGGCCGGGUGCGGGGCGCCCUCGGGAGUCCCCCUCCUGGCCAGGGCGCGGGGGCCUUCUGUGAGGCCCCGAGGUCCCGGUGCAGCAGGGCCACCAGCCGCUGCCGCGCCCUCGCCCUCCGAGCGCUGCAGCCUUUUUUCUUACUGUCGUCGUUUUGCUACUAAGAUGACCGAGAACUUCAGUUUAUUUUUUCAGUGGGGGCUCCUGCCACCAGAAUCCAGGCCUGUUUUCGACGUUGAGGCUCUCACUGUUGUCCGUGGCUCUGCCCAAGGAGACAGGACAGUGUUUCUGUUUGAAAAGUGUCGCUCGAGCGCUGGGAGCCCCUCGGAAGGUGGGUGUCUCCAGACAGUGGGUCUCUCUCAGCGGCAGUAAGUUGUCUCAGAAGCUUGUCCCCGCCCGUCACCACCGAGAGGGCAGAGGGAGGGGGCCCUAGGUGAUGCUGGCGGUGGGGCCGGGCCACAGCGUCCCCACCCUCUCGGUGUCCCCUGCUGCGCACCAGCCUGGGCCGAGGCCGCCUGACCUGUCCCGCCUGCCUGGGGGCCCCGUGGAGGGGGUCCCAGCACAGAGACGGGCUCCUGGAGAGGCCCCGCUCUGCUUCGGGGGAGCGGGAGGGUGAGGUGGGGCAGCCUGGCUGAGGGACUUGGAGAGUGGGCAGAAGGUUGGGGGGCGCUGGGGGUGUUCCUUCAGACCUACCUCAGGGAAGCGGGAGGCCUUGGGGCGGACUGACGCAGGCACACGCUUGGCGACACGCCUGACGUCGCGGCACGGCCCAGGAGAUACAGGUAGCUAAUGUUAUAAUAAUAUUUUUAUUAGAAUGUUCUGAUGAUAAAAAUAAAACUUGU